This is a messenger RNA of Aspergillus homomorphus CBS 101889, 1393 nucleotides long. RefSeq names its product actin-related protein 2/3 complex subunit 2. The coding region runs from base 96 to 1058 and encodes 320 amino acids. The record is from RefSeq and is a predicted model, not a curated record. Gene Ontology annotation, molecular function: structural constituent of cytoskeleton; actin filament binding. Gene Ontology annotation, cellular component: actin cytoskeleton; Arp2/3 protein complex. Lineage: Eukaryota; Fungi; Ascomycota; Eurotiomycetes; Eurotiales; Aspergillaceae. Gene Ontology annotation, biological process: Arp2/3 complex-mediated actin nucleation; actin filament polymerization. The transcript has 5 exons.
GAACCAUUGAUAAAGUCCAAGUCAACAAAGAAGCCAAGAGAGGACAUUGGGUGACCUGUUACUCAACUCAACUCGAUUUGAAUGCGCUCGUCACCAUGCUUUUGCUAGACUACCACAACGUCCUCAUCCACUCCCUCCUGACGGAGCGGUUCUCUGGAUCCACACCAGUCUCAAUCGACCAGAUCGUCUCCGACUUCGACGGCGUGACCUUCCAUCUGUCUACUCCUGAGUCCAAGACCAAAAUCCUUAUUUCCAUCCAAGUCAAAUGCUUCCGAGAGCUCGUUCAAUAUGGUGCCCAACAAGUGCUGGAAAGGGAGUAUGGCCCCUAUAUCGUUGACCCGGAGCCCGGCUACGACUUCUCUGUCUUGAUCGACUUGGAGAACCUUCCCGCUGAACAGGAAGCGAAGGAUGACCUCAUCAUGCGACUCGCCUUGAUGAAGCGCAACGCAAUGGCCGCCCCUUUUGAAAGAGCAUUCGACGAAUUCGCGAAGCUGUCGGAGGAAGCUUCCAGAUACACCACGGAAUCAGCUCCCCAGGGAGUUAAGGAAGGAGGAGAAGUGAUGGCCAUUCACUACCGUGAAGAAGAGGCGAUGUACAUCAAGGCCAGCCAUGAUCGGGUCACGGUCAUCUUCAGCACUGUCUUCCGGGAGGAAACGGAUCGCAUUUUCGGCAAGGUCUUCUUGCAGGAGUUCGUUGAUGCCAGACGUCGUGUUCUGACGCUGCAGAACGCUCCUCAAGUGCUUUUCCGCAAUGAUCCACCCCUCGAGUUGGCUGGAGUUCCCGGCCUACAGAACGUCAACGACGGCACGCUGAGUUACGUCACCUUUGUGCUAUUCCCUCGUCAUUUGACUCCCCAGAGACGCUAUGAGAACAUCUCGCACAUCCAGAUCUUCCGUGACUACUUCCACUAUCACAUCAAAGCCUCCAAGGCAUACAUUCACACUCGGAUGCGCAAGAGAACUGCAGACUUCCUCCAAGUACUCAACCGGGCGAGACCCGAGAACGAGGAGCGGGAGAGGAAGACGGCCAGUGGUCGUACAUUCAGGGUACAGGGGUAGGAGGAUAGUAGGUUUCUCGUUUUAUCUGUAUAGAAUAUUGCAAUUCGGGGAGGGCAGUGUAGGAGAGAUGCACACAUGCAUAGGCCGAUUCUGUUUGCUUUCUGGAUGUAAAUCUUUCUUCGUAUCAUAUGUUCAUCUUCUUUCUCAUUGUUCCCACUGGUUGCUCUGUUUGGGCCCUACUGUUGACGGGUGCAUGGGGCCCAAAGCCGUCUCAUCGAGCAUGAUCAACAGCGGAGCAGAACACCCUUGCUCUCUGAGAGUGCAUACUAUAGGAUGGAUGUGACAAGCAAGGGCGCGGGGAAGAUAUGGAUGUACUGACAGCAGCCUAGAGCCGG